AUGCCUUGUUUCAAAGGGCUCGCGGUGAGCAUACACACGCCAAAUGGACCGAUUCCGGAGUAUUCGGUGCAAAAGGCCUCCCGCCUGUCCAGGAUCAGCGCAUACAUCCCCGUGCCACCGGCCAAGAUUCCCGAUGACUCGACGACGGGCAAACCAGAACAAUCUACCUUUGCGAUCUCGAUAACGCUCCUCAUGCCCGGCCAGGAAGUUCCCUAUUCCACCCCCAAAGCCACCCCCGAUCAUCCGAACCCAAAACCAAAGUUCGUGGGUGGUUUGCCUGGCCACACUGGCGAGCGUGGAAGCUACUCUAGCCCGGUCGUGCCUUAUGUUCCUCUCACCACCUCACCGAACGAGACCAUUGCUGCCUACAUCUACUUCGAUGGCCGGGCAAAGGAGGAGGUCGCCACACUGCUUCGAAAGGGCGAGGAAACAUGGGUUAACAGUCGGUGGGUCAGCGUGCCAGAGAAAGAGGGCGGGGGCCUUGCCGAGCGAGAAUUCUUGUUCCGGGAGGUAGGUCUCGAACGGUGGCUCAAUGGUUUGGAUCUCGACGGGAAGGAUGCGGCUGCGACCAUUGAGCGACGAAGACAGAAGUUGGAAAAGAAGAUGGAGAAGCGGAGACGCAAGAGGAAAGAUGUCACCGGUAGCGACGAUGAGGCCAAUGGAAGAUUCACAGGAUCCCGACGAAAGAGUACACUCCGAUACGGUGAAAAUGGCGAACUGCAAGACGUGUCGGAUGAUGAAGGCUCCCUGAGCGACAGCGCAUCAUCCGACGACGACGACGACGAUCCUAUCCCAGAAGCAGCGGGCCAAAUCAAAGUCGCACUCUUCCGAGUAUUGGCAUCGGGAGAGAUCAAGCGGGGAGAAUACUCUCCACAAUUCGAUGCACAUGAUGACUCUGAAGAGUCCGGAACUGAAGCAGCACCAAACGGAGAAGGCAAAAGUCGGGCCGAUGUUGACCACACCACAAGUUUCGCGAAGCCGAAGACGUUAGAUCCCAAAACAAUUUCGACACAGACCGUCACCGGUAUCGAUCCUACCGACAAACCAUACGCCGUCUUCACAUUCCUGUAUCGAGGUGAACGCCAACUACAGAAGAUGGGUAUCCUUCCAACUCCAAAAUCAGACAAAACGCCGUCAAGUGCGAAGAGACGUAGUAUUGCGGUUGAACUGCCCAAGUUGGGUCCUCUCAAGAAAGAGGGUGUUGCUGGAUUCUCAGGAUUCCGAGAUGCUGAGACGCGACGGACCCGAAAAGGCAAACGAGGUAGUGACGACGAGAUGGAUAGCGAUAGUGAGGACGACAGUGGCAUCAUUGGCAAGAUGGAAGACAUCAAUGAAGCUGAAGUCAAGCGCGAGCCCGGGCUGCUCGCCCCGGAAGAUGCCGAGCGCACAGGGCAGGUUGCCGAGGGAAUCCGCAAGAUGAAACUCAAGAGGCAGCACUCUGCGGAGCCGUUGAACAGUAACGGCGUAGCGGAAGCCCGUAAGAGCUCCAAAUCCGGCAGUCCCUCAACGGCGUCAACUCCUAAAAUGGGGACCGACGAGCUGGGCACCUCCCCUGGCACAUCCAACUUCGUCAACGGGGUAGCACAGAGCCUAAAGUCAGAAGAUGAAAGUUUCAUGGUGGGAAGUCCGAUGAAGAGACAACGAGCCAGUGUCGCAGAAUUCGACGGUGAUAUUAAGGGUCGACUCAUGGGAGGGGUCCCAGCAUCUGCAGCUACCAUUGGCGAAGCGCUUGGUUCUGCUGGCGCGCCCCAGGCCGCGAGCGACGCCUCCAAUCCGUCCGGUUUGCAAUUCGGCGGUGCGUUGCAGAAGUCAUCGGCCACGGACGACGACGAAGAGUUGUAA
Molecule: messenger RNA, 1842 nt
Organism: Exophiala spinifera
Lineage: Eukaryota; Fungi; Ascomycota; Eurotiomycetes; Chaetothyriales; Herpotrichiellaceae
Exons: 2
Coding region: 1-1842 (613 amino acids)
Source: RefSeq, a predicted model, not a curated record